Penicillium brevicompactum is the source of this 1305-nucleotide messenger RNA. RefSeq names its product ERMES complex subunit MDM12 (gene mdm12). Gene Ontology annotation, biological process: phospholipid transport; mitochondrion organization. Lineage: Eukaryota; Fungi; Ascomycota; Eurotiomycetes; Eurotiales; Aspergillaceae. Gene Ontology annotation, molecular function: lipid binding. Gene Ontology annotation, cellular component: ERMES complex. The transcript has a single exon. The record is from RefSeq and is a predicted model, not a curated record. The coding region runs from base 1 to 1305 and encodes 434 amino acids.
AUGUCAAUCGAAGUCGACUGGGCAGCCGCAACCUCCGGCCCGGACGGAGAGGCCCUGGCCGAGCGAAUCCGGUCCUUUGUCCACGACAAGUUCCAGGAGAUCACCCUACCACGAUUCAUCCGCUCAGUUCAGGUCCACUCCUUCGAUUUCGGAACCAUAGCUCCAGACCUCGAGAUCAAAGACCUCUGCGAGCCUUUCGCCGACUUCUACGAGGAAGAUGAAGAUGAUUCAGGGACAUCAGUCACCUCGUCCGAACUCAUGUCCGAUCUUCAAGAGUCUCCAUACGAAGACGACAUGGCCUUCAAUCCAACCGCCCACAGUCCCCGCAACUUCAGCCACCAUCCAUACCCUGGUGAAGGGUUUCAACCUUCCGCGCUUAGAUCACCGCUAGGCGAUCAUCUCAAUCCGCAUUUCUUGCCCCGCGCUGGCACGCCUGGAAUCCCCGGUGGAACUUCGACUCUCGGAUACCAUAUGAGAUCUUUGGGGGGUCUAUCAGGUACUCAAACUCCUCUUGCUGCUGUCGCUGGGGGCACGCCAUUUGCAAGUGGAUGGUCGGAUUCUGGGAUGGGCGGUUCAAGGUCCCAUGUAGCCCACUCAACAGGGCAGCACUUCGCAGAACCAGACCUGGAUGGUAAUAACUCCACCUCGAGACCAUCAACCGCCAACACCCUUCCUUCACAUCCUUCCCUAGCCCAUGCUGGCAGUGGCGGGUCGAACAACAACAACGACCCUGCCGAUGCGGUGCAGCCCUCUAUCGAAUCCCCUGGUCCCGGGGACGCAGAUCAGUCAUUUCCCACUCCGCCACGAAUGCGCGAGCGACGUCCAGAAGAUUUCCAAAUUCUUUGUCAUGCCAAGUAUGCCGGAGACGUGCGAAUGUCUCUGACAGCGGAGAUUCUACUGGACUACCCCAUGCCAAGCUUCGUGGGCUUGCCGUUGAAGCUCAACGUCACGGGAAUCACCUUUGACGGAGUUGCUGUCGUGGCGCAUAUUCGGAAGCGCGUGCAUUUCUGCUUCUUGUCUGCUGAAGAUGCAGAUGCAUUGCUUGGCUCGGAGCAGUCGCAGGGCAGUCAGAAUCCUAGUGAGGAUGGCAGGCCGAAGUCUGGAGGUGACCACAAGGAGAAAGAUCCAAAGCGACAAGGUGGUUUGUUACAGGAGAUCCGAGUUGAUAGCGAGAUCGGUCGCAAGGAGGACGGCAAACAGGUCCUGAAAAAUGUUGGAAAAGUGGAGCGUUUUGUGCUCGCCCAAGUUCGCCGCAUCUUCGAGGAGGAGCUGGUUUAUCCUAGUUUCUGGACUUUCCUUGUCUGA